CGCCGUCCUGCUAGUCUCCGUCCCAGUGCGGAGCCGCCCGCCGGCGCGAUGCUGGCGCUGUGGCUGGUGGGCCUGGGGCAGAAGCUGCUGAUCUGGGGCGCGCUGGGCGCCGUCUCCGUGGCGGGAGCCACUCUUCUCCUGAGCCUCCUGCAGAUGGUGGCGAGGUGCGCGCGGCAAUGGCAGGAGAUGAGGGGCCUCCCCACGUUGCCCGGCUGCUACCCCUUGGUGGGACACGCGCUGAUGAUGAAGCCAGAGGGGAAAGAAUUUUUUCAGCAGCUAAUUUGUUACACAGAAGAAUAUCGGCAUUUUCCAGUGCUGAAACUCUGGCUUGGACCAGUACCACUCUUGGCCAUUUAUAAUGCAGAAAACGUGGAGGUAAUUUUAAGUAGUUCAAGUCAAAUUGACAAAUCCUGUGUGUACAAGUUCCUAGAACCAUGGCUUGGCCUGGGACUCCUUACCAGUACUGGAAACAAGUGGCGAUCUAGGAGAAAAUUGUUAACACCCACUUUCCAUUUUACAAUUCUGGAAGAUUUCUUAGAUGUCAUGAAUGAACAAGCAAACGUAUUGGUUAAUAAGCUUGAAAAACAUGUUAACCAAGAAGCCUUUAACUGCUUUUUUUACAUCACUCUUUGUGCCUUAGAUAUAAUUUGUGAAACAGCCAUGGGGAAGAACAUUGGCGCUCAAAGUAAUGAUGAUUCCGAGUACGUCCGUGCAAUUUAUAGGAUGAGUGAUUUGAUAUCUCGAAGAAUGAGGAUGCCGUGGCUCUGGCUUGACUUUUUGUUUCUUAUGUGUAAAGAAGGAUGGGAACACAAAAGGAACCUAAAGAUCCUACAUAAUUUUACCAAUAAGGUCAUCUCUGAACGGGCCAAGGAACUGAAGAGAGACGAAGAACAUAGAAGUGGUGACAAGGACUCUUCCCCCUCCAAGAAUAAACGCAGGGCUUUUCUUGACUUGCUUUUAAAUGUGACUGAUGAUGAAGGGAACAAGCUAAGUCAUGAAGAGGUUCGAGAAGAAGUGGACACUUUCAUGUUUGAGGGCCAUGACACGACUGCAGCAGCAAUAAACUGGUCCUUAUAUCUAUUGGGUUCUUACCCAGAAGUCCAGAAACACGUGGACAGUGAACUGGAGGAAGUGUUUGGGAAGUCUGAUCGUCCUGCUACCGUAGAAGACCUGAAGAAACUUAGAUACCUGGAAUGUGUCAUUAAGGAGAGCCUCCGCCUUUUUCCUUCUGUCCCCUUAUUUGCCCGCAAUCUUACUGAAGAUUGUAAAGUUGCGGGUUACAAAAUUGUGAAAGGCGCUCAAGCAAUCAUCGUUCCCUAUGCACUGCAUAGAGAUCCAAGAUACUUCCCAAAUCCUGAGGAAUUCCAGCCGGAACGGUUCUUUCCCGAGAAUUUGCAAGGACGCCACCCAUUCGCAUAUGUGCCUUUCUCUGCUGGACCCAGAAACUGUAUAGGUCAAAAAUUUGCCACAAUGGAAGAAAAGGUCGUUCUCUCCUGCAUCCUGAGACAUUUUUGGGUAGAAUCCAACCAGAAAAGAGAAGAACUUGGUCUGGCGGGAGAGCUGAUUCUUCGUCCAACGAGUGGCAUCUGGAUCAAGCUGACAAGGAGAAACGGAGAUGUGUCCUAACCAUAGUCCUGGGCUGUGCCCUUGUCACGUGAACAGUCUUUCUUGAAGGGAACUGGAUUUACGAUUUCUAGAUCUGGGUUCAAUACUCUGAGUCCCUAGACCUAUUUUUUUCUUGUCCCCACUUCUGUUGGGAUCAAGCUCCCCAGACAGUUUUUAUAUUUGCAUCACGACCAUAGGUCUUAGCCCCGGUCUCGAUCCCCAAAGUAGAGUUAACCAGUGACGACACCCAAGUAAACAUAUGAUAGGUUUCUCAGCAGAGGGGCCCACAGGCCAAUUCAAUUCAAUUGGCACACCGAAAGAAUAUAAUUUAAUUGAGAUUCUAGAAUUUUUUGAAGGUAUUCUUACUGACUGGGGAACAUGUAUAUGCAUGUAUACAUAUGCAUUUAAUUUGAAAAGGGUGGGUAAUUAAGUACUUAGACCUAAGAAGCUCAAGUUUUAAAAUUAUAUGAGUGACAUCAAAUAUGAGAAGAAGAAUUAUUAUGGCACUUUUCAGAUUAUAUUGCCUGGACUUGAUAAUUUUUAAGUUGACUCAUGAGUUCUGUUCCUGUUUCCCUUUUGACCAGGUGCCGAUAGCCGUGACUUCAUUAUCCAUAGCAUCACAACUAGCCUUAUAUAUCAUACACAGUUGGGAAAGACUCCUCUGGGUAAUUUCCAAUCCCCCACAGUGCCUCAGAGGUUUGAGUAAUGGCUUUUGGGGCUGGGAGGACCUGAGAACUUAACUAGUUAUACUCCCUUUUAUUCGAAGUGUCUGAAAUCAGUGAGAAGGUAAGUUUCUGCCCAGAGUCACGCCGCUGGUGGGUGACAGGGCUGGAAACGGAGGUCUGUGCAUCUCUCCAUUCCCACUGUGAUAAACUGUGCUGUGUUAUGCUCUUACUUGAUGGAACUCAGGUCUGUAGCUAGAUGUGUCCUUAGAACACAGCUUUUUCUGCCUCCGAUUUUGGGAUAUUUCUUCUAGAGCUCUUCCAUCAUUAAAGGGAAAGAGAAGCCACCCAUCUGUAUUUAGUAACUCAGGAAUAUCUCACUUAGUUUGGGGUUAGACUUCCAGUAAAUUCAGUCCUCCGGACCAUACCUACCCAGCUGAUAACUGACAUUCUCUGAGUUCUAAUUCCGUAGGCAAUAUCUGUAUCCCCUCAGUCAGUGCCUUUAAAAAGUGACUUUUAAUGAACAUAGUAUCAUUGUUGCUUCAGUUUUCCCAAGGCAAUAGCAGAUAGAAGCAACAGAGUAAGAGGAUGGAAUUUCUCUUCUUCAAUGGCUGUCCCAGGGAGAGAUUGCAAACCAAAGCCAUUUGCAAGCGCUUCAGGCCGAGUCAUUUAGGGCAGGGUCAGCAGCUCUACCCACUUUACUAUCCCAGGGCACCCCAGUGCGGACAACCCAGUGGCUUAGUUGAUGAGAAAAAGUCAAGGAAGUAUAUGAUACAGUUGAAAAAGGUUCAUAGCAUAUGCUUAACUUUGUUAGCUAGAAAGUGAAUAUAUGUAGAAAAUCUUAUUUCCAGAUGACUAUGGAUAAUCAAAGUUUUAUUCAUGGAAAUUAGUAUUAUUUCUCAAUUGUAUGCAUUUAGAUUGAAAACUUGCUUCUUUUUUUCUCUUCCUUCCUCUCUCUCUCUCUCUCUCUCUCUCUCUUUCAGUGGCCCUGCCCUGGAUGUGAAAUUGAAGCAAAACAUUGCUUAAUGUUACCUUUUGGCCUGAGAUCUUCAUGUAGCUCCAGAAUAAUUUGUUAUUUGUGUUAUAAUUGAAAAUUCUCGUAACCAUGUUAGAGGGAGAAUGGACUGUAUAUCAAAAUGCAGAUGCUGAUUUUUUUUAAAUAAGAGAAUAAUCAAGUAUCUAUGACCCUAUUACUCGUCUAACUGCUGCUUGAAAGAGGUUAUCUCAAGAAAAAUAAAUUACAUUUUAUUCA
Acinonyx jubatus (cheetah) is the source of this 3519-nucleotide messenger RNA. Its product is annotated as cytochrome P450 4V2. The transcript has 11 exons. The coding region runs from base 49 to 1626 and encodes 525 amino acids. The record is from RefSeq and is a predicted model, not a curated record. Gene Ontology annotation, molecular function: heme binding; iron ion binding; monooxygenase activity. Lineage: Eukaryota; Metazoa; Chordata; Mammalia; Carnivora; Felidae.